UACUACUCAAUCAAAUAUUCGCAAAAUGGCCGACAACAGGAAAGUCGGUGUCUUGGGUGGAGGUCAGCUUGGUCGCAUGUUGAUUGAAGCCGCCAAUCGCCUGAACAUUCAAGUCAACAUUCUGGACGCGGCAGCAUCACCUGCCAAGCAGAUAUCUGCACACAAUGGCCAUAUCGAGGGGUCUUUCAAAGAUGCAGCAGCGGUGAAACAACUGGCACAGUGUUCAGAUGUCGUCACGGUAGAGAUUGAGCACGUGGACACACAGAUGUUGGAAGAGGUGGCAGGACAGGUUGUGGUUGAACCGAGCUGGAAGACACUGCGAAUCAUCAAAGACAAAUAUGCGCAGAAGCAUUAUUUGAAAGAGCAUGGUGUCGAUGUUGCAGAUAGCAUUGAUCUUGAAGGCAAGGGUAGCAAAGGACUGAAAGAGGUGGGCGUUACAUACGGAUUUCCUUUCAUGCUGAAGAGCAAGACGGAGGCGUAUGAUGGCAAAGGUAACUUUGUAGUCAACGGCGAACAGGACUUCGAAGGCGCCUUGAAGACGUUGGGCAGCCGACCCCUGUAUGCAGAGCGAUGGGCGGAGUUCCGAAUGGAACUCGCAGUCAUGGUCGUCAAGACGAAAGAUGGUGUACUCACAUUCCCGACUGUCGAGACAGUGCACGAGGAUAGCAUCUGCAAACUCACAUACGCGCCACCACGAAAUGUAUCCGAGAAGACGGCGCAGAGAGCACAAGAUCUAGCUAAGAAGGCAAUCGGAGCAUUCGAGGGCAAAGGUGUCUUUGGUGUCGAGAUGUUCCUACUCAAGGACGACACUCUGCUGGUUAACGAGAUUGCGCCACGACCUCACAACUCGGGACACUACACCAUCGAAGCAUGUCCGAUCUCUCAGUACGACGCUCAUCUGCGAGCAAUUCUGGACAUACCAAUUCCUCAAGCCGGCCUGCGACUCCGGGAACCCGCAAUCAUGCUCAACAUCCUCGGCGGAAAGACGCCAGACUCACAUGUCAAGGUUGCCAACGAAGCUCUAGCGACAACAACCGCAUCAGUUCACCUCUACGGCAAAGGCGAUGCGCGCCCAGGACGCAAGAUGGGCCAUCUCACCAUCACAGCACCCACUCUCGCAGCCGCAGAGCGCGAAAUCCAGCCCCUCAUCGACUUCGUCGACAACCAGAAAGGCAAGCCUCUCGGCCCACGAACAGAAUCCAAGGAGGAGCCCCUCGUCGCCGUCAUCAUGGGUUCCGACUCCGAUCUCCCCGUCCUCAAAGCCGGCCUCCAGAUCCUCGAGAAACUCGAGAUCCCCUUCACGACGCGCAUCACCUCCGCACACCGCACGCCCGACUGGCUGCGUGAGUUCUCCAAAGCCGCAUCCGACACGUCGCUCCGCGUCAUCAUCGGCGCGGCGGGCGGCGCUGCCCAUCUGCCUGGCAUGUGUGCGUCCUGGACUACGCUGCCGGUCAUCGGACUUCCCGUGAAGGCUACACACAUGGAUGGCUGGGACAGUCUGGUCAGCAUGACGCAGAUGCCGCGUGGUGAGCCCGUGGCUACUGUUGGUAUCAAUAACUCGACGAAUGCAGCGCUGUUGGCUGUGAGGAUUCUUGGGGCGGAGAACAAGGUCAUCAGGGAGAGGUUGAGGGUGUGGAUGGAGGGCAAUGAGAAGGAGGUCUUGAGGAAGGACAAGGCUCUGCUUGAGGAGGGGUGGGAGUCGUAUCUGCAGACGAUGGGGAAAUAGAUGGGGUGGGCGAUGCGAUACGUAGGACUGGAUAUGUUCGGCGAGCUCUGCAAUCGCCGUUCAAUGGGUUUACAGUACAUUGAGGUAGGUACUCGUCUAUAGUCCCGCUGCGAUUGGUACGGUACUCAUACUUCAUGGACGGUACAGCAGUUCCUUCUUAAGGAUGAGUUAAAAGUAGUUCCUGCAUUAUCUUGUUUCCGUUCGAUUGAUCACCAUCACUACUGUCAUAUUCUCGAUUACAACUACGCAUCACCAUCAUACCCUAUGCUCUUCCUCUCACCACUCAUGGUCUUUUUGGACUUGGUCUUCAACCCCGUUUCCUGAGUCUCAGGCGCAUUG
Molecule: messenger RNA, 2065 nt
Organism: Dothidotthia symphoricarpi CBS 119687
Lineage: Eukaryota; Fungi; Ascomycota; Dothideomycetes; Pleosporales; Dothidotthiaceae
Product: phosphoribosylaminoimidazole carboxylase
Exons: 1
Coding region: 26-1726 (566 amino acids)
Biological process (GO): 'de novo' IMP biosynthetic process
Molecular function (GO): metal ion binding; ATP binding; phosphoribosylaminoimidazole carboxylase activity
Source: RefSeq, a predicted model, not a curated record